GAAUUCGGUCGCCAAUCUGAAACUUUCCCAUUUAUAAUAGUUUUCGUUUUUGUUCGGUAGUCAAUGAAUCAAUGCUAGCGUUAAACGUACAAUCUAGCUACUGUAUAAGUGUGUCUCGCUUUACCUGUACACUCAACUGUAGAAAUCGUGUGAAACCAUAUGGAACCAAAACAAGUGACAAUUCGUGUAUGGAAUUGUUGUGUGUAUAGCAGUAUUUUUCUAUGCUAAUGAAGGGUACCGACGUGCUUGGAAAUUAGCGCAAAGCUGACAGCAAAACAAAAAAAACGCGACAAUUACCAAAGCUUGCAACAAUAUUAUAUCUAACAAUAUAAUACAGCAAGGUGACUGAAAUAUUACCCCAUAAAACGAUUACCGGACGACACAACAGAGAGAAAUUUGAUACAUCAGCAACCGUCGAGGUGAGCAAACCUUUUGACGGAACGUCCCCAACUUCUGCCCUUCGUUCAUGAUCUGCGGUUAAGGUGGAUAACCUCCGACAGAAACAGCAAUCCAGCUCGCCUACGGAAUGCCAUAAUAAUAAGCGGAAAUCGUUACAGGAAGUAGUAGGAAAAGCAAUAGAGGCACCGCUGUCCGCUUCACUUGCACCGUCAUCAUCGCUGCCAGCUUCAGCAUCGCCGUCGUCCUCAUCGUUGAACGCGACGACAGCUCCGGCACCCAAAGUUGCCAUCACACGGCUUAGCUCGGAUAUCACGACUUGCACAACUACUACUACCACCACCACUACCACGCAACUCGUUACUUCGAAAGGAGUAUGCACACUGCGAGUGAAAAUCUUUCUCAUCAAGCAUCUCUCUAAGCUGGUGUCGUGCAACAAAAAGAUGUUUCUACCGGUCAAGUCAAACACCUCCCCAGUUUCCAACGAGGGCACUAACGGAGAGGAUGUCACCACAGUGACCAGCAACUCGACGCAAACACCGAGCGAUCUCAGCCCGCCAAACAUGUCCGGUGAUGACAUGCUGCCGCAAGCCCACCACCAAAAUCCCGGCCACUGCAUAGCCUCAUUUUCAGCCAUCAACCGCAUGCGACAAAACGCACAGCUCUGUGACGUAACCCUGGAGGUUGGAGGUGAAACCAUAAAUGCACAUAAGGUCAUACUGGCUUCGGUUUCCCCGUAUUUCUAUGCGAUGUUCAACGACGAUAUGCUGGAACGAAAUAGGGAUGUUGUUACACUGCACGACCUCGAUCCAUCAUCGUUGAAGCAGCUAAUCGACUAUGCUUACAGUGGGGAAAUCACCAUCACCGAGGAAAAUGUUCAGGUUUUGCUACCAGCAUCCAGCCUGCUGCAGAUUCAAUCAGUUCGAGAAGCAUGUUGCAAGUUUUUGCUCCGUCAGCUUCAUCCUUCUAACUGUCUGGGGAUACGAAGUUUUGCCGAUGCCCAUUCGUGUAAGGAACUCCACUCACGUUCCCAUCGUUAUGCUCUACAAAACUUUCAACAAGUUGUCGGCACGGAGGAAUUUUUAUUACUAGGAUUUUGUGAGGUUCAAGAUCUCAUUUCAAACAGUCAAUUAAAUAUAUGUUCGGAGGAGAAGGUUUUCAUGGCUGUUCUGAACUGGGUGAAACACGAUCUGAACGAGCGCAAGAAGCACAUCUCGGAGCUGAUGUCGCACGUGCGUCUGCCUCUGGUGAACCGCGAAUUUCUGAUGAGCUGCGUUGAAACCGAACCCCUAGUUCGGGAGGAUUCCCACUGCAAAGAGUUGCUGCUGGAAGCUAUGAAGUAUCAUUUGCUACCGGAGCAACGGAGCUCACUGGUAAGCCAGCGCACACUGGAACGCCGCCCCGAGGGUAUGCGACAGUACAUUUUCGCCGUUGGUGGAGGCAGCCUGUUUGCCAUCCACAAUGAAUGUGAGUGCUACAACCCGAAGACGAACGGGUGGAUGACAAUUUCACCGAUGAUCUCGAGAAGAUCGAGGGCAGGGGUAACGGCGCUGCGAAAGUUGUUGUACGUUGUUGGCGGAUAUGACGGUGAAAAUGAUUUGGCAUCAGCCGAAUGCUACAAUCCGCUUACGAAUGAAUGGAGCAAUAUAACACCAAUGGGUACGAAACGCUCCUGUCUGGGAACGUGCGCCUUCGAUGGACUGUUGUACGUGUGCGGAGGUUACGAUGGAGCAUCCUGUCUGGCUAGUGUGGAGCGGUAUGACCCCCUAACUGCGGUUUGGACUUCAUGCCCAGCUAUGAACACGAGACGAAGAUACUGUCGGGUUGCAGUGAUGGACAACUGCAUCUACGCUCUGGGAGGCUUCGAUUCUAGUAACUAUCAAUCGUCAGUGGAACGUUUCGAUCCCCGAGUGGGCAGUUGGUCAGCUGUUCCGAGCAUGACCUCGAGGAGAAGCAGCUGCGGUGUGGCCGCUCUAGAUGGGUAUUUAUACUGCAUUGGUGGUAGUGAUGGAACGAUGUGCAUGCAGACAGGGGAAAGGUUCAACCUGAGGGCGAACAGUUGGGAACCCAUAAGUCAAAUGCAUUCCAGAAGAUCAACUCACGAAGUAGUCGAAGCGAACGGAUUUCUUUACGCUCUGGGAGGAAACGAUGGUUCUUCCUCUCUUAACUCCGUUGAACGAUACGAACCGAAGCUCAAUAAAUGGACGCUCGUAACAUCGAUGCUGACAAGACGCAGCUCCAUUGGCGCCUCUGUGUUGGAAUGUUUCAACUUAGAGCGUGGAUUAUUACAAACCAGUAUAUGACCAGUAAUCGUCCAUUCCGCCGGUAAAGAUACAAAUGGAACCAGCGGUAGCAGUGCAUCCGAGUGAACAACAACUACCAUAAACGGCUGCCCCUUAGUACAAAUGCUGAUAUGAAUAAAAAUAGGAUCCCAAAUACAGCAUAGUAAUUUCGUGCAUCGUCAUUUUUGUCAACUAGAUAAAGUUCAACUACAUUUUAGCUAGCUAAUGCGAGCAUUGCAAUCUAAGUGUCAUAACCACCACAUUAUCGCCACCGGUCGGUUUCAACCCGUUGAAUAGCUUUAGAAGCCAAUUUAGGCAGUAACACGCAUAACUUUAUCGCAAUUUGUUUGUUAAACUAUACUUUCGUUGUUCUCAAUAAGCAAAAAUGGAAGCAAAAUUUUCACUUAAUUCAUAAUAGCUAUGCUCUACUCUUCUUGUAUUAUUUCAAAUUCUACUACUAAAGACAGGAGCCCGAUGAAGAGCAGGAAAAAUCACUGUUUUUCUCAUUCUAUUUUUUUAAGCAACUGCACCUUUGUAAACGAAUUUAGAUUAUUCAUACAUUGUUAUAACCUCUUUCUGCAUUCCAACUACUAUUUCAUAAAUUGAUUUUGAAUCUCUUUCGAAUUCUAUCUGUGAUACUUAUCUUUGUUACCUAUUUACGCAUCUGCCAAGCCUCCGAAAUACAUAACAAACGAACAUACCACCAUAACUCUUAUCCCUACAAAAACACUCCGCUAGUUUACAUUACAAAAUGUUAACGAACAGAUACAGCAUACAGUGAAACAAAAUUAGAAGCCUUACAAAGUUCGCUCUAUAUCGACAUAUACAAAAAAAAUACCAUUGCAGUUGUAGGAAAAUAUCACUUUGUGGUCCAAACCAUCACUAGGCUAUUCUGGAAAAUAAAGCGCAAAAAUAUCUUUAUCUGUUUUGAAAACAUUUAGGAAAUUUUAAUCAAACAUCGAACCGCAAAUUUCAAAUUUCUACAAUUAAUGGCUUCCAUAAAAGAAUGUAUCCGGGAUUCGCAAAACGGAUGACAAUUGCUAGCUGGCCUGAGGCCAACUCACAGUAUACAUAUUACAUAUGCAUAAAAUCAUAAAAGUAAAACAUUGUAUUACAUUUACUCUAAAGAAGAAACCAAAUAGAAAACUGAACUGAAAACAGUGAAACCACUACACUGCCGCUAUCUUUGUAAUUCAGGGUAGUUUAGUCGAUGUAAAUCUUUGAAAGAUACUUUCACAAAAACCACCUCCAAACUAACUGACUGAAACCAGGAGCAUACCAAUAGCCUAUAAAAAACAGAUGGGAACAGUUUAUUCUCAAUUGUGAAACAAAACAAGCAAGCAAAAGCAGGUCUAACAUAACAGUUCCAAGGUAAAACACUAAGCAGCAUUCCAUUUGACAUUCUACACGCGUCAUAACAUAUGGUGCAAAGUUUAAACAAAGCAGACGGAAUUUCACACACACACAAUUCUUAUUAAUUAUCGAGCUAGCGAAUUUAAAUAAAAUGUUUCAAAUAUGCAA
Molecule: messenger RNA, 4199 nt
Organism: Wyeomyia smithii (pitcher-plant mosquito)
Lineage: Eukaryota; Metazoa; Arthropoda; Insecta; Diptera; Culicidae
Product: kelch-like protein 17
Exons: 10
Coding region: 840-2699 (619 amino acids)
Molecular function (GO): protein binding
Source: RefSeq, a predicted model, not a curated record